GAAAGUUACCCCGCUGGCACAUGGCAAGGCCAGCUUGAGGUUGCAAGUCUGCAAAAUCCACGUUUCCAGCGUGAAGUAGAAGACGUGCAUACGCACUUGUGGCCACGGAAAACGGACCUUCGCUUGCACACGUAGUUUAAGACUAGUUGUAACUUCAAGUCGACAGCUCGGGACUUUUUGGCUUUCUCGCCGGCUCUUUGAAGCCGCCAACCACUGGUGGUCUUGCAGAUGGGCUUACAUUGUUAAGGCGGCAUAUUUGUGGAGCUGAGCCACGGAAGAGCGGAGCGGCCAGGGGAAGAAAUGCUUGCGUUGCGCCUGCCACAGCGAGUACCGGGCGCGCUGCGCCUAGCAGAGCCAAGGGACUGCGAGUAUGGCUCGCACGGCAGCUCGCCCACAACACCCGGCAGCUCGACGUCAAGCGUGCGCAGCAGCACGCUUAUGUCGUCGUACGGGACUGACAUGAACCGUGACUUCGACGUGCUGGCGCUGUUGGAGGAGAAGCUGCGGCGCGAGGUGGAGCACGAGGAGCUUUGCGCAGCCAUCACCGACUUCCAUGUGGUGCACGGACACUUUCCUACGCUGCGCCAGGUGGCGCUCGAGCUGGGUGCAGAGCCGGAUGUGGAAGCGGCUGACAUGCAUGCAGCCGGGCCUGCAGGCGGCUUCCCGGCCCACCUGACACUCACUAUCAAAAGUGUCUCACCCCCCCGGCUGCGCGUGGCCAAUACCCCGACGCAUCGGCACCUGCAGCAUGAGGAGGUGGGCACUCCAAAGACGUCUGACGCCACGCCGACCGCCCUCGCUGCCGAGCCCGUGUUCUUUGGGCCUUCGCGCUCGCUGCAGACCGCCUCGCCCGCCGGCCUGCGGUUUCACGACAGGCUGCUCCUGCACAGCCCCAGCCUCCGAUCCAACCCCAGCACCGCCGGCAGCCCGAGCCGCGCCGGCCUGCACGCCCCUGGCUCGGCCAUGGCGUCCCCCUUCCGUGGCGUCCUCACGCCCACGGCGCUGCUGCAACAGCAGAGGGAGGGCCAGCCUGGAACCCCGCCGUCGUGGCGCCGUGAGCUCCAAUGGCCCGCGCCGCCGGAGGAAGCGGCUGCUCUCACCCUGAGCGUUCAGCACACACCCUCGCGGCUGGCGCUGCAGGCCGGGCACGAGGGAGAGGACCUGGAUGCGGCGUCGUCCGACAGCGAGGCUGACGGCUGCGACGUACACACGGAUGAAAAGGCGGCGCCGCCGGUACAGGGCGCCAUGGCCUUCCGGCCCUUCGUGCCGGGCCUCAACCUGCUGGGCCUCAAGAAGAAGUCACCCCAGGCGCGGAAUGGACCCAGCCCGCUUGCUGCGGGUGCGCUGGCGGGGGCCAGCUCGGGGCUGCACGUGCACGUCGGCAAUGCCGCCUUGCACGGGCCCGGCGCGGCCGGCAGCGGUGGCGCAUGGGCGCCCACGCCUAGCGGCGCCCACCGCGGUCCCGAUACCGCUCGCGGCUCGCCCACAGAGAUGCUGCGUAUGCUGCUGCCCAGCGCCUGCAAGCCGCGCGGUAGCGGCGGCGGCCCUCCGGUGGGCUCGCAGGGCGGCUCCUCCUUCUCCGCCUGGGCAGGCAGCAGUGGCGGGGGCGGCACCGGUGCCGCUGCUGGCGCAUACCGUGAGCUACCCGGGUUAAGCAACCUAGCGCCAAGCGCGCAGGCUCUUGGGGCGCGACAGGAGCUGAGCGUUGGUGGCGGCGUCGGCACAGCGCUGCCAAUGCUGAACGCGGGCUUGGCAGCCUCGGCCGCGGCGGCGGCGGUGGCUGGCAGUCCUAUGAGCAACAUCGAAAUGGUCGCACAGUGGGCCGCCGCCGCGGCGGAUGCGGCGGCGGCGGGGCUAGAUGCGGCGGCAGCAGCGGACAGGGUCGAUGGGCAGGGGACGCUGACAGGGGCAGCAGGCAGUCUGCCCUUGCACGCUGCGGUGGGCAGCCCCCGUGUGUCCAUGGACGAUCUCGACCAGAGCCAGAAUGGCGCUCGCCGUGACACGCCCAUCAAGGCCGGUGUAGCGGCCGCAAUGGCGCACACGGUGCAGCUGUGCGUCAAGCCAACGCCGGAGAAGCGCGGAGGCCCGGACGGCGACGGCGCGGGCAGCCGCCGCCGCGCGGACCUGCACAACACCCACGACCAGGCCAUAAGCGAGAGCGACGCCGGCAGCAGCAGCCGCUCGCAUCCUGCUGCCGGCGACGAUGCCGCCACCGGCGCCCCUGCCACAGCCGGCGGGCCCGACGGCUGGAGCAAGGCUGGCGGCAAGGCGGGGCUUUCGCAACUUGAAACCUCGGCGCUGGGUCGCUCACCGGAGGACUGUGCUGUGCGCCGGGACACGGAGGAGCGCCCUAAGGGCUGGGCGGCGGCGGCACCUUUACAACCUGCGGCGGCGGGCGCGGUGCCCGUCAGGCUGUCAGCCGUCGCCGCCGGUCUGGUGCCUCCGCUGCAGCUGCCGGCCGCUGGCCCCACAAGCGGCAGCUACCUGCGCAGCAGCAUCGGCGCGCCCAGCGCACGCGGUGCAGGCGGCGCCAGCCGCAACCCGCCCAAGGCCGCCAGCGCCGGCGCAGCCGGCGCCGUACCGGCGCUGCCACCGGGCUUGUCGUCGGCGCUGCAGGAGCAGCUGCAGCAGCAGCUGCCGCAGCUGCCGCGCGGCCCCGCCUCCGGCGCCCGCACGCGGCGGCUGUCGGUGACGCUGCCUUCGUCCCUGCUGUACGGCGAGGGGCCGCUCACCGCGCGGCGCCUGGUGGCCACCGCCACCACGGGCGUCACGUCGCAUGCGCUGUGUACGGUGUUCUGGGCUGAGUCAGAGGACGAACUCAGCGACUACGACAGCGAUGAGUGCGACGAGGAUGAGGAGUACGACCAAGAGGAGCUCCUGCAGCACGUGACAGACGUGCCGGCGGGACUGGUCCUGAGCGCUCAUCACGUGCUGGGCGCCGCCGCCGGCGAGGACGAGUUUGCGGUGGCGCUGGCAACGGCACGCGCGUCGCACGUGUUCACCGCGGCUGCGUUGGCGGCCGCCGCAGCAGCUGCAGCCGGCGGUGCGCAACCCAGCGAUACUGUGGCGCUGGCUCCGCAAGAGGGACGCGGCGUGGCGGCGGCGCGUGGCCUUGGUGGCGGGCGUCGCAGCCGGCGGCGGCGCGGACGGCGCGCGGCGGCUGAGGAGGAUGAGGACGACGAGGACCGGUGCGGCCUGAUGCUGCCGGAGGAGCUGUGGGACGCGUGGGAGCGGCUGAGCAGCGGCUCCAAGGGCCGCCAGUAUCGCCUGCUGGAGUCGCUGACGCACGUGGAGCGCAUCACCUGCACCUCCUACUCCACCGUGUCCAAGGCCUGUCACCAGGGCAGCCCCGUGGUCGUCAAGAUCUACGACGUGGCGGAGCGCGACAAGCUUGCAAACGCCUUCGCCGAGAUUGGCGUGCUGCUGCAUCUGGCGGGCUGGGCGGGCGCGGUGCGGCUGCUGGACUACGGCCGGCACGAGGACAAGGUGAUGCUGAUGCUGGAGAGCUGCGACCACAGCCUGAAGGACUGGUGCGACAGCCAGCGCUUCGAGGCGCUCACCGGCGCCGAGUACAUCAUGGAGUGCCUAAGGCUGUGGUGCACGCUUGCUGAGCUGGUGGCGGAGCUGCACGAGCGCUUCCACGUGGCGCACUGCGACCUCAAGCCAGGCAACGUGCUGCUGUCCUCGGGCCGCCUCAAGCUGGCGGACUUCAGCGAGAGCAUGCUCUUCAACGGCGCGCCGCUGCUCAUGGACCAGGCCAGAGGCACGGUGGUGUACCAGCCGCCGGAGAUGGUGCACGGCCAUUGUGUGGACGCGCGCAAGGCCGACGUGUGGGCCAUGGGCUGCAUCCUGUACGAGAUCAUAACCGGCGAGCUGCUCUUCAAGGGCAACAGCGACUGCAUGCGCGCAGUGGCGGCCGGAGCCGCGGCGCGCGCGCUGCGGCACCACCACCACCACUCGCGCCGCCGCGGCUUGAGCGGCUCACGCGGAGGCAGUGGCAGUGGCGCCGGCGCCAGGGGCGGCAGCCGCGGCGGCUCGGAGAGCGGCGCCGGCGCCGGCGCGGGCGCCAGUGGGCGCAGCAGUGGCGGGGAGGGGGGCGACUCCGUGAGCUGCGGCGGCGCUGACGCUGACGUACCCGUUGUUCCGCCUGUGAUGCCGGCGGUCUCCGCAGCAGCGGCGGCAGCGCCACCCCAGCCGCCGCGGGUGCCACGGCUCCCACUUGGUCUGGCCGCCCGCCCGCCUAUCGCACCCGUGUUGUCCCAAAGCACAGGCCCCAGCCACCAGCCGAUGGCGCCGCCACCCCUGCCGCUCCCGCCGCACCUCUUCGCCCAGCCCGGCUCCGCGCGCGGCCUGCCCUUCCCGCCCGCAACGGGCCGCUCCCUUGAGCUCAUCGCCGAGGGCUGCGGAACCGAGGACGGCGGCGCGUCGUCCCGCGCGGAUUCAGAGUCGUGCUGGGGUGGCGGCGUGGGGGGCGCCUCCGGUGCCGCCACCACCGCGCCCACCACCGCCCGCAGCCUCCUGCCCACCGCGCGCGACACGGCACGCAGCUGCCACACGGCCCUGGGCACUUCGCGUGGCGACGGCUGCGGCGGCGGCGGCGGCGGCCGCGACACCGCGCGCAGCAUGGGCCUGCCCUUCGACACCGCCCGCAGCGCCGCCAGCUCCAGCACGAUUGCGGGGGGCGCCGGGGUCUGGCCGCCGCCUCCGCCGCCCUCCGCCGGCACCGCGCGCAGCGUCGCCGACAGCGAGUACACGCUGGCGCUGGCGCCGCCGCUGCCAGGGCAGCGGGCGCUGGUGGACAGCUGCAGCGGCGGCGGAGCCGCCGCUGACGACGAGCACAGCCGCGGCACCAGCGCCGCAGGCGCCGCGCCUGAGGUCUCAGCUGCACCUAUGAGCGCGGCGGCGGCAGCCGCCGCCGCCGCCGCCGCUGCAAUGCCGCCGCCGCCGCACCGACGGCUGAGGCACUCGGUGGCGACGCAGUGCGCCGACCCCUCCGGCCCGGACUGGAUGUCCAGUGAGGAGGCGGACCGUCUGCGCAUCAUGUGUGACGAGCCACCCAGCUUCCUGGCCAUGGCAGUGGCCGCGGCCGCCGCGGCCAAGGAGGCCGCCGCCGCGGCGGGCGGCGGCGCCGCCGCGGCUGCGGCUGCGGCGGCAGCGGCCGCGGGUAUGGACGCGGAGCAGGCGGCGAUCGUGGAUGCCUACAAGCCGCGGAAGCUGUCGGGUGCUGAGGGUCCCAGCCUGUGCGACGACGUGCUGGGCCUGCUGCGCCUGGUGCUUGUGGAGGACCACGUGCGGCCCGGCAUGAGGGCGCUGGCGGGCCGGGCGGCCGAGGUGCUGCAGCGUCACUCGCACCUGGUCGCGGCAGCGGGAGAGGCAGCCGGUACAGGCACAGACGCCGACGCCAUCGCGGCAGCGGAGGCGGAGGCGGGCGCUGUCCAGGAUGGAGGAGAGGAUGCCACGGUGCAGGAGGCGGCGGGCGGCGCGUCGGGGGGUACGUGUGGCGAGGGCAAGCCGCAGGUGCCGUCACGGCCGUGCUCGGGUUUGCUGCCGCGGCUAAACCCCGCGGCGCUGCAGCCGCUGCGGCUGGACCAGCUAGCUUGGGGCGGAGGUGCCGGCAGCGUUUGUGCGGACCAGGCUCCAAGCGCCUCGCUGGCGAGGCUGGACGAGGAGGACCUACUGCAGCUUGAUGGUGGUGGUGACGGAGGGAACGCGGGAGCUGACGGCGUUGCUGGCUGCGGCGGGGGGCGUGCGGUGAGCCUCUUUGACAUGUGUGCGCCGCUGGUCACGGCGCGCGGCGGGCGGCCCAUGUCACGUAGCUGGCAGCGCUUCCUCAGCAAGCCGUGAGCUGGUUGUUGCGCGGAGUACGGUAGUAGGUUGCGUGGAUGGGCACUGGGGCACGUGCACUGCGUUGAUGGAAGGUUGAGGCUACGGGGAGGUGGGCUGGAGAUGCGGCAUGGCUGAACGGCAGGUGGCCCCGCGCAAAGCAUGGAUGUGCAGGGCAGUAACAGCAGGUGGUUACAGACUCCCCUGGUUACAGAUGAACUCUAAAUGCGUCUUGGAGAAGGCAAGAGCACGUCGUGAUCGGGGGCCGGGCUUGUGCAUGGUUGCGGCGCAGGGGCCGGUUGGGUGGGGGCCAACUGCAUGAUCUAUUGAUCUGUCAACUUGCCGUACAGACUAAGCACUGUUGCUGUAAAUAAGGCUGAACUGUAAGGGAUGCUGCUU
This is a messenger RNA of Chlamydomonas reinhardtii, 6222 nucleotides long. RefSeq lists its product as uncharacterized. The transcript is spliced from 12 exons. Gene Ontology annotation, biological process: protein phosphorylation. Gene Ontology annotation, molecular function: ATP binding; protein kinase activity. Bases 301 to 5844 code for a protein of 1847 amino acids. Lineage: Eukaryota; Viridiplantae; Chlorophyta; Chlorophyceae; Chlamydomonadales; Chlamydomonadaceae. The record is from RefSeq and is a predicted model, not a curated record.